This is a messenger RNA of Cercocebus atys (sooty mangabey), 390 nucleotides long. It is a transcript of the gene DEFB126, whose product is annotated as defensin, beta 126. The coding region runs from base 1 to 390 and encodes 129 amino acids. NCBI's taxonomy places the organism in Eukaryota, Metazoa, Chordata, Mammalia, Primates, Cercopithecidae. The transcript is spliced from 2 exons. The record is from RefSeq and is a predicted model, not a curated record.
AUGAAGUCCCUACUGUUCACCCUUGCAGUUUUUAUGCUCCUGGCCCAACUGGUCUCAGGUAAUUUGUAUGUGAAAAGGUGUCUAAACGACGUUGGAAUUUGUAAGAAGACGUGCAAACCUGAAGAGGUGCGUUCAGAACAUGGUUGGGUAAUGUGCGGCAAACAUAAGGCAUGCUGUGUUCCAGCUGACAAACGUUCUGCUUAUCCUUCUUUCUGUGUCCGCUCAAAGACUACGAAAACUUCAACAGUAACAGCAACAGCAACAGCAACAGCAACAACAGCAACAGCAACAGCAACAACAGCAACAACAGCAACAACUUUGAUGAUGUCUAAUGGUUUGAUGUCUUCGAUGACUACGAUGGCCGCUACCCCUGUUUCUCCCACUACUUGA